GGUGGCUUAAUCAUUUGGGGUCCUUGCGAGAAGCUCGGCGGCGGUGUCGCCAUUAAGACAAAUAUAACAAAAUAGGAGAGAAAAGUGAAGUAAAUAUUCAGUAAAAAAUCAAGUCACUGGAUGUUAUUGGAACAUCACUGGUCCAGCGAUGAAUCUUGAACUGCUCGAAUCCUUUGGGCAGAACUACCCAGAGGAGGCAGAUGGAACUCUCGACUGUAUCAGCAUGGCUCUCACCUGCACCUUCAACCGCUGGGGCACCCUGCUGGCGGUAGGCUGCAACGACGGCCGCAUCGUCAUCUGGGACUUCCUCACGCGGGGCAUCGCCAAGAUCAUCAGCGCCCACAUCCACCCGGUCUGCUCCUUAUGUUGGAGUCGAGAUGGCCACAAGCUGGUGAGUGCGUCCACAGACAAUAUCGUGUCGCAGUGGGACGUGCUGACUGGCGACUGUGACCAGCGCUUCCGUUUUCCCUCCCCCAUCUUAAAACUGCAGUGCCACCCCAGAGACAUGGACAAGGUGCUGGUGUGUCCCAUGAAGUCAGCCCCGGUCCUUUUGACUCUGUCCGACUCCAAACACGUCGUCCUGCCUGUGGACGAUGACUCAGACCUGAAUGUGGUGGCGGCCUUUGACAGGCGGGGGGAGUACACCUACACUGGGAAUGCCAAAGGAAAGAUUCUGGUAUUGAACACGAACACUCAGGAGCUGGUGGCAUCAUUCCGGGUGACCACUGGAACCAGCAACACCACCGCCAUCAAGUCCAUUGAAUUUGCACGCAAGGGCAGUUGCUUCCUCAUUAACACGGCAGACCGAAUCAUCCGAGUCUACGACGGCAGGGAAAUUCUGACCUGCGGUCGAGACGGUGAGCCGGAGCCGAUGCAGAAACUACAAGACCUGGUCAACAGGACACCUUGGAAGCGCUGCUGCUUCUCUGGAGAUGGCGAGUACAUUGUCGCCGGCUCGGCACGACAGCAUGCGUUGUACAUCUGGGAGAAGAGCAUCGGCAACCUGGUGAAGAUCCUACACGGAACCAGAGGAGAGCUGCUGCUAGAUGUUGCUUGGCAUCCUGUACGUCCCAUUAUCGCUUCCAUUUCAAGUGGUGUGGUGUCCAUCUGGGCCCAGAACCAAGUGGAAAACUGGAGCGCUUUUGCUCCAGACUUCAAGGAACUGGAUGAGAACGUCGAGUAUGAGGAGAGAGAGUCUGAGUUUGACAUUGAGGACGAAGACAAGAGUGAACCAGAGCAGACAGGUGCAGACGCAGCAGAAGACGAGGAAGUGGACGUCACCACGGUGGACCCCAUAGUGGCUUUUUGCAGCAGUGACGAGGAGCUGGAGGAUUACAAGGCUUUGUUGUACCUGCCCAUCGCCCCUGAGGUGGAGGACCCCGAAGAAAACCCCUUCGGCCCGCCGCCAGACACCCAGGCACAGGCCGGAGCCACAGAGGAGGCUGGCGGCGACAAAAAGCCACGGCAGCCUUCUUCUGAAGGAGGCCCGGCCAAAAAGAAGGCCCGCACUACCAACAUUGAACUGCAGGGGGUGCCUGUUGACGAGGUGCACCCCCUGCUGGGAGUGAAGGGGGAUAGCAAGUCUAAGAAGAAGGCAGCCGGCCGGCCCAAAGGCUCCAAAGGUAAAGACAAAGACUUCGCCUUCAGGCCCAAGCCCUUCAGGGGCGAGCGGCCCUCCUUCACCAUGGAGGUCCUGGGCAGCUCUGGCCCGGGAGGAGUAGGAGGAGGAGGAGGAGGAGGGAUGAAGGGCAGGGCAGAAGGGGGCCUGGUGCCAGGGACCCUGGUGACGCAGGCGUACAAGCAGCACGACAUCGGAGGGAUGGACUGAACCGCCGGGCCACAGGACCGUGACAGACACACGGAGACCGGCUGUCACGUACAGACUUUGUUGGGUGGGUGCACUCUUUCCACUCCCACCAGGGAACGUUUCACAGCUCAGCCCACUGACACCAGAGAUCGCCUGGCCUCCUUUCUCACGUAUAGAACUUGUGGUUUGUGUACUUUGUGCUUUUUAUACAUUAAAACAUUUUUGAUUCAUAAGUGACAACCUGUUUGUGAC
This is a messenger RNA of Entelurus aequoreus (snake pipefish), 2059 nucleotides long. RefSeq names its product retinoblastoma binding protein 5 (gene rbbp5). The transcript has 14 exons. The record is from RefSeq and is a predicted model, not a curated record. Gene Ontology annotation, cellular component: Set1C/COMPASS complex. NCBI's taxonomy places the organism in Eukaryota, Metazoa, Chordata, Actinopteri, Syngnathiformes, Syngnathidae. Bases 149 to 1828 code for a protein of 559 amino acids. Gene Ontology annotation, molecular function: protein binding.